This is a messenger RNA of Dermatophagoides pteronyssinus (European house dust mite), 1323 nucleotides long. Its product is annotated as enolase-like. NCBI's taxonomy places the organism in Eukaryota, Metazoa, Arthropoda, Arachnida, Sarcoptiformes, Pyroglyphidae. The record is from RefSeq and is a predicted model, not a curated record.
AUGAGUGUUAUAAAGAAUAUUGUUGCUAGAUCUAUUUUUGACUCCAGAGGAAAUCCAACUGUCGAAGUUGAUCUAACCACUGAAUCUGGCGUUUAUCGUGCAGCUGUUCCUUCAGGAGCCUCGACCGGAAUUUAUGAAGUAUUAGAACUCAGAGAUAAAGGUUCUGAUUACAUGGGCAAAGGUGUUUCAAAAGCCGUUAAAAAUGUGAACGAAAUCAUUAGGCCAGCUUUGAUCGGAAAAGACGUAACUGAUCAAAAAGGUAUUGAUGAGUAUAUGUCUCAAGUACUCGACGGUUCUAAGAACGAAUGGGGUUGGAGCAAAGCCAAGCUCGGAGGAAAUGCUAUUCUCGCAGUUUCCAUGGCUGUAUGUCGAGCUGCUGCAGGUUACUUGAAAAUGCCUUUGUACAAAUACAUUGCUAAACUUGCUGGUAAUGAUGUUAAUAAGUUUACCCUGCCAGUACCUUCUUUCAAUGUUAUCAACGGAGGUUCACACGCUGGAAACAAACUAGCCAUGCAAGAAUUCAUGAUCUUGCCUAUUGGAGCGAAAAACUUCGUUGAAGCAAUGAAAAUGGGUUCUGAAAUUUACCACACUUUGAAAGGUUUAAUCAAGAAGGAAUAUGGACAGGAUGCAACCAACGUAGGUGACGAAGGAGGUUUUGCGCCAAACAUUCAAGACAAUAUGAAAGCAUUGGUAAUCCUAACCGAAGCUAUCAAGAAAGCUGGUUACGAAGGAAAAGUUAAAAUAGCCUCCGAUAUUGCUGCCAGCGAAUUUUACAAGGAAGGCAAAUAUGAUCUUGACUUUAAGAAUCCUGAUAGCGACAAAUCUAAGUGGCUCACGGGAGAAGAAUUGAUUUCUAUUUACGAACAAUUCGUCGACAAAUACGACGUUGUGUCAAUUGAAGAUCCAUUCGACCAAGAUGAUUUCGAAUCUUACACCAAAAUGAACAAAACUCUUGGUAAACGCAUUCAAAUCGUAGGCGAUGAUCUUUUAGUAACGAACAAAACGCGUAUUAAGCUUGCCCACGAAAAAGACGCUUGUAAUGCUUUGUUGCUCAAGGUUAACCAAAUUGGUACCGUUUACGAAGCUAUUGAAUCUGUACUUCUUGCGAAAAGUUAUGGUUGGGGAGUCAUGGUUUCACACAGGUCCGGCGAAACUGAAGACAGCUUCAUAGCUGAUCUCGUUGUUGGUCUCGGAACUAAACAAAUCAAAACUGGUGCGCCAUGCCGUAGUGAACGUCUUGCCAAAUACAAUCAGCUAUUAAGAAUUGAAGAAGAGCUCAGCUCUAACUGCACUUACGCAGGAGAAUCAUACCGUAAAUUCUGA